Molecule: messenger RNA, 5600 nt
Organism: Cyclopterus lumpus (lumpfish)
Lineage: Eukaryota; Metazoa; Chordata; Actinopteri; Perciformes; Cyclopteridae
Product: rho GTPase-activating protein 6-like
Exons: 14
Coding region: 1048-3141 (697 amino acids)
Biological process (GO): signal transduction
Source: RefSeq, a predicted model, not a curated record
GCCAUCCAGAGCCUGUCGGAGUUGGAGAGGGCCAGGCUGCAGGAAGUAGCCUACACCCGUUUACACCAGGACUAUGACCUGGGGUGUCAGAUUACCAUGCCAAAAGUGCCCGGGGGGGGGGUCAUGUUUCUAGGGCGUCUUCGAAGAAGGAGAAGCAGAUUGAUGGAAAACCCAAAAAACGAGGGACAAAGACGGAUGGCACAAUGGCGCACCGGCGCGGCAAAAGAAGCAGAUCGGUUCGGUUGCGCAACCGGUGUGGGAGUUAGACUGGGAAGGUUUGGAGGUUCGGGGGAUUUCCGUACGGCUUUGGGAGCCAUCUGUCAAAAAAUCCAAACCAUUUCCUAUCUCUGCUUCUCCCGUCUCUCUCGCGAGCUGCCUUCCCUCUCCAUCACAACAUCUGCUUUCUUUCUCGCCACCCCCUCUUCCUCACCGAUUCCCACCCAGCCCUCCCUCAUACACCCUACGAUUUCUCCCCCGCGUCCCUCCGACUCCGGGCUGAGAGUCUUAAAAAAAGGCACGCACGUUUCUCGUACAUCACCGCGGCGGCAAUACAUUGAUAAUCAAAAAGAACUGCGGCCUUGCCUGAACUUGUCCAGAUUCGUCAGAGCCGGUCGGGGACCACGUGGGGGAACCGAAGCCGCUGACGUAACUGGGGGCGACCGCCGCGGCGUGUUGUUUGGGGCCGGAUGAAAUUUCCUGAACGCCUCAAGUGACUCAUUUCAUGCAGCUGAAAAGGAACAUCUGGGGGUUCAAACCGAGGUUGAUAAACCAGGAGACCAAAGCGAGGGCUCUCCCGACGGGUCCGCGAUGAAAGAGUUGGUUUGAGACGGCAACAAAAACAACCACCACAACAACAACAACAACAACAACAACAGAGGGAGCAAAGGACGGCAUGAAAAAAAAAGCUGCUGAGGUUUCACCGACUGACAUCCUGGCCCGGGACGAGCACUCGGAGACUUUAGAGUCGCAUGUGCCACGGUUUCCAGAGUUUCCCUGGGCCAUCAAUCAGCGAGUUCAGGAGCCAUUCAUCAUGUCGACGGCUGACAAAUGGCUUCCCUCCUUUCAGAGCACGGAUAUGGACAGAAGAGGAAAAAGUCGCUGAGGAGGAAGUUGGACUCGCUGGCAAAAGAGAAGAGCAAAGACAAAGAAUGCAUAUCUCAAGCCUUCAGCAUAGUGCUCUCUCAGGUCAUCGCUAAUGACAGAACACACAGGCAGCGUCAGGACGGCCAUCGCCAGGACCCGCCACAGCGCGAGGAGCACAAGGACUCCUCCGACCUCGUCUCGUCCAUUCUACAGUUUGCCACCAAGCGGCCAUCCAAUAAGGAGUUAUCCAGCAGCAACUCCUCUUUGAGUUCCACAUCGGAGACAGCCAAUGAGUCGACGUCGCCCAACACGCCCGAGGCGGCACCCCGAGCACGCAGGAGGGGAGGCAUGUCGGUGGACUCGAUCACGGACCUGGACGACAACCAGUCCCGCCUGCUCGAGGCCCUGCAGCUCUCUCUGCCGCUCGACACGCCGAAUAAAAAGGAGAAGCACCGGGACAAAAGGCUGAGCCUCAACCCCAUCUACCGCCAGGUGCCCCGGGUGGUCGACAGCUGCUGUCAGCACAUCGAGAAAUACGGUUUGCAGACUGUGGGGAUCUUUAGAGUGGGAAGCUCCAAGAAGAGGGUCCGACAGCUGCGCGAGGAGUUCGACCGCGGCGUCGACGUCCAGCUGGACGAGGAGUACAGCGUUCACGACGUGGCCGCUCUGCUGAAGGAGUUCCUCAGGGACAUGCCCGACCCGCUGCUCACCAAGGAGCUCUACACGGCCUUCAUCAACACCACAUUGUUGGAUCCAGAUGAGCAGCAGCAUGUCACUCAGCUACUGGUCGACCUGCUCCCAGCAUGCAACAGUGAUACUCUCCACCGCCUCCUGGAGUUUCUGUCCACCGUUGCUGACCACGCCCACGACCGGCAGGACAAACACAGACAAGAGAUCACGGGGAACAAGAUGACCUCUCUGAACCUGGCCACCAUCUUCGGGCCCAACCUGCUCCACAAGCAGAAGAGCUCGGACAAGGAGUUCAGCGUCCAGAGCUCGGCCAGGGCCGAGGAGAGCACGGCCGUCAUCGCCGUGCUGCAGAGGAUGAUCGCCAGCUACCAAACCCUCUUCAUGGUGCCUCCUGACCUGCAGAACGAGGUUUUGAUGAAUCUGUUGGAGACGGAUCCAGAUGUGGUCGACUACCUCCUCAGAAGAAAAGCCUCACAGAGUCCCGACCUGUUGCAGCCGGAGGAGCCCUUCUCCCCGAGCGAGCGCCGUUCCUCCAGCGACUCCAACAAGGUGUCCAGCGGCGAGGUGUCCCCUUACGACAACAACUCCCCGGUCCUGAGUGAGCGGCGAGGGGAACCGGGAAGCCCCGGCAGCGGGCCGCUCUUCUGCGUGCCCGAACAGUUCACUCUGGCGGGGCAGGUGGCCGGCUGGGGCGGAGAGCCCGGGGGUGACGCCUGGGGCAGCAAAGACGCUAUUUCAGAGGAGCACGCCAACAUUUGGGGGACGUGGCACACCACGCUGAAACCAACCCUCAAGGACUACGCACACACAGGUUCCCAUGGCAACAUGUCAGAGGGAAGCUCCCGCAGCUCACAGGAAGGCCUCGACGGGCUCCAUGGCGACGGCAGGCAGCAAGCGAUGCUGAAACGGACUCAGACGCCGCCUGCCACCGGCGAGUGCAGGCCCCACCAGCCGGUCGCCAGGGUGUGCGCCGGCCCCCACGUGGAGCCGGGGCCGCCGCGCCUGCAGCUCAACAGCACGCGGGGGCUCCAUCGAGCGAGCGGACACGCACCGAACCCGACCUCCAGACCUCAAGGCGGGCCGAGCGCUGGCGACGGUGGCCCCGCGGCGCUCAACGACAGCCGCUGCCCGCCCCCUUACGGCGCCCACCAUCGGCUGGCGAGUUCGCACAGUUCACCUCAGCUCGCGGCGGCGGCGGCCCCGCCGCCCACUCCGGAGCACGGGAGGCUGAGUAACUCGGCCUCGACGACAGAGAGCCACAUGGUGGCGCAGAGCCCGGAGUGGCGGGACUGGCAGAGGGACCGGUGGCAGAUCUGGCAGCUGCUGUCCUCGGACAACGCUGACGCACUGCCUGAGACGCUGGUGUGAUCUCAGACCACGGACUUAAUCUCCGUGGUGGAGAUUCUGAUGGCAUGAUCAAACACCCUACAAUGACAAUCACCCCCCCCCCCCCCCCCCCGGACUUCAUUGCAUAUUUUCUCUCAGCCCGCCUAUCAUCCAUCCACGGAUUUCCUCCUUUCCAUGAACCCUCCGUGCUUCGCCUGCAACCCAGGCGCCGCGGCGUUGUUGUUUACGUGUGCAGCUGCUGCCUUUACACAGACUUUGUACAUCCAAGAGCCACUAGUAUUUCCUGUUUAAAAUGGAUGUUGCUUCUGUAUUUUGUUUUUGCCCAUUAUGUUUUUGAUUUGAUGCCCACCAGAAAUACCUCAAAAAAAAUCCUCCUCCCAACUCCUCAGUGUUACCACGCCACGCGCCUUGCUUUCCAUUCACAGUGACUUCAGUCUUCAUAUCUCAAUGGAGAACAAUAGAAAACCAUAUGUUUCUUUAGUUCGUUAUACUUUCAAGUCAUAACUUUUCACACUACAUGGACCCAUUAGUAAUUGCUGCUAAGUGUAGAAUGUCUGUGUUCGUACCGGUAUUGCAGUUCAGCCACUCCUGUCUAACAAGAUCAAAUGUUGGAUUACUUUACCGUCAGAUUACGUAUUAUGUAUAUAAACCAAUUUAACGAUAUAUAUGUAAAUUGACGUGUCCAAAUAUAUAAAUUGCCAAUCUGCUAAAAAGUAAGCCAGCCCUUUAACUGCCAGUCAAAAUGUUCGUGUUUUGUCAGACUGCUGUAUUGUCUUUAAAUAUCGAAUGUAGAAUAUUUCACGUAUGGCAACUAUGCUUAGACCUAAUUAUAAAGCACUUGGCUGUCAGUUUGCUAAAUAUGUGCUCUUGCCACCUGCUGCACGGCAGGAACAAUGUGCCAAAGUCUCUUGUGCGAUUGCAGGCGUUUGUAUGGAAUUUCCGCAUUUUUUAAUAUAUAUAUAUAUAUAUAUCUUCAACAAAGAUGAAGCCCAAAUAGCCAACGUAAUAAAUAUCGAAAUAUGUGUUAAACGUCAGCAUGUGCAAAGAAAUACUACAGUAAAGUGUACAAAUAAGAACCAGUGUUAGGGUUGGAUGUAUGCCAAAUAGUACUUCUAAAAUUAAAAAAAACCUGGCCUUUAAAAAUCCUUUCUGAAAGGCCAGAGGUGAAGAAUUCAGAGAAUCUGGUCCACGAGUCUAAAUGUACCUACUAUCAAAUUUAUCGAAUGUUUUUUCACGUCGCAAAGUUUUCAUAUGUAGCAAAACUCCGUCCAUUUGGAGACUGAAUGCGUCAUUACAUCUGGUUAGAUCAUAACAAAAGUAUGAACUACAGUCUGGAACUACAUUUCCCAAGUUCAGUGUAAACUAAAAGUAUGCUUUUGUUCUCAGCUCUACAAUAAGCGACCCGAUACAGCGGCAUGAUAAGCACUACAUUCACACGAGUGACUCUCUGGCUGACUCGUGUUAUUACUCAUAUUACACCUCUCAUUCUCCACCGGAUGUCCCGCCUGAGCAAAAAAAAAGAAGCUUUCAGGCUAUUUCUUAGGAAUCAAACUCAAAAAGAUGAAAUGAUGCUGCAGUGGUGCAACUGUGGUGCUCAUAAAUAAAAUAAAAGAAGGUUUGCUCACAUUUCUUAAUCAUUUCCAGUUACAGUAUCGUUGCUAAAUCAGAUAGGGGGGGGGGGGGAAAUAAAAGAAAUAAACUUGAACUUUUAAAAAAAAAAAAUUAUUACAACCCACCAGUCCAAACCCUCUCAAAUGUCAGUCGUGUGGGUAUUUGCUGGCAAAUAUUUCACACGUUCUCAAUGUUAUGGUGUAAUAUUCGAAGCCACGUCAGCAUUAUGUCGAUUUUUCGACGUCCUCUUUGUCUUUUGUGACACCGGCGGCGUGAGACUGUCAGUGGAAGAGAAGAUGGUGGGAAGGCUGGCGCGCGCCAUCUAUUUGUCAGACCGUGUGCAUGUUGCUGCUUCCCACGCUUCGCCGUCCGAGCCCGGGUUAAGAAACAAUUAGCCCGAGAUUAUAUGCACCUUUCUUGUUUUUCGUGAAAAUCUGUAAACCCUCGUGGAGGAAAUAAAAAAAAAAAAAAACGUGCUCCAGGUCUUGCUCUUAAAAAGUGGUUUUCUCCAAUGCGUUGCUCAAGGUUCAUAUUUCGUGAAUUUCUUCUUCUUUAUUCUUUUUUUUUUAUGUUGAGUGUUGUACUAUAUUAAAUGCAGUAUAACAAUUUGUAUUCAAGGAGUGGAAAAAAGGAAAAAAAAAGAGAAUAUACCGAAUGGUCCUAGCUUCGUCUCCCCAAAACCAAGACAACGUGUGUCUUGAUGACCUCACUAUGAAACUAAGAGAAACUUAGUCGAAUGGUGUUCUAUUGUGGAUAUUUUUUUCGGUGGGAUUUACUGGGUCCAAGUUGUAAUGGAAUGUCUGGUAAUUGCUUUUGUACCGCGUGUCAUCUUCAAUAUGCUAAAAUGGAAUUAAAUAUGAUACAGUUUA